This is a messenger RNA of Anneissia japonica, 3714 nucleotides long. Its product is annotated as RNA-binding protein 26-like. Gene Ontology annotation, cellular component: nucleus. The record is from RefSeq and is a predicted model, not a curated record. NCBI's taxonomy places the organism in Eukaryota, Metazoa, Echinodermata, Crinoidea, Comatulida, Comatulidae. Bases 123 to 2582 code for a protein of 819 amino acids. The transcript is spliced from 15 exons. Gene Ontology annotation, molecular function: RNA binding; metal ion binding.
GUAGAAGUCCAAGAGAUGAUCGUAGAAGACCUAACACUCGAGAUGAGGACAGGGGAAGGCGAAGAGAUGAUAGAAGGCCUUCUAGCCGAAGGGGUGGAGAAAGGCACUAUGAACGUUGGGAUAUGUCAAAAGGAAGAGGUCGAGAUGAUUAUAGGAACCAAGACCAAUCGGCAAACAACCAGCACAUGGAUUCUCCGGACCAUCUGAGUAACAUGCCAAGCGCCAUCAGCGUUGUCACAAGUAUUGGAAGCGGAUCCGGCAAUAACAGACCACAAAGUAGAGGAGGCUUUCGUGGAAGAGGACGCAAUAGGGGCGCACAGCGUGGUAACAAUAGAAGCAAUCAUGAUCGUCUAUUGCAUCAGAAUCUAAAGCCACGGUGUCGGGACUACGACGAGAAAGGAUUCUGUAUGCGAGGUGAACUCUGCCCUUAUGACCAUGGCAACGACCCUGUCAUUGUGGAUGACCUCAAUUUACCUAACAUGUUGUCUAUUGGCUCACCAUCUAUACCUCCUCCACCAUUGCCAUCACAGCCUCCUCCCCAGCAGCCUCCUCCCCCUCAAAUUCCCCCUCAAAUUCCCCCUCAUCCUCCCCUGGGUCUACCAAGACAACCAUUGGGUUUACCUCCUCCUAGGAUUCCUCCCCCACCAGGACCAAUGCUGAGACCACUCCCUGGUGUGCCUCCAGAUUUGCAUCGAUUUCCUCCACCAAAUCUACCGGUAGGCCCUCCACCGAAUAUGAGGUCAGGACCCGGCAUUCCACCAUUGGCAACACAUCCUGGAAUAAUGCGUCUGCCGCCCCCACAAAUACCACAACCUGCCACGCAAAGAGAACAAUAUGAGCCAGAUGGUUAUAACCCGGAGGAUCCUGGACUUGAUAGUGGACAGAAAAAGCCAGGCUAUGUUGCCCGCUCUCGAGAAUUGAUAGGUGUGCAGACAGUUCCUAUGGCAACGCCUAAAGAAUUGGAGGAACUUGAGAAUCGGUUGGAUACAACACCUUCACCUCCUGUUAAUCACUCAAAUACGAGAACCGUUAUAGAUACACAUUCUUCAGAUACUUCUCAACAAACGCAGUCCACUCGGCAAGUCAUACAAACCAUUCCAGAUAACAGAAAACGAACCUUCAAUGAAUCAGAUCUGGCAAAUAAAAAUAGAUUGGAACAACAGAGUGAGAACCGCACUGUCCAAGAUGUUAAAUCACGAUUGGGUUGGAAGAAGCCACGUUUUACAAACCGUGACAAUUCAUGUCUUGUGAUUAGGAAAGUGCCAAGAAACUUGAACACUAUUUCAAAAUUAAGUCAACAUUUUGAGAAAUUUGGGACAAUAGUUAACCUUCAGGUUGCAUUUGAUGGUGACCCAACGGCAGCUUUGAUUACGUUUGCUACUAGCGCACAAGCUCGAAGUGCCAUUGGAUGUACCGAAGCUGUCCUCAACAACAGGUUUAUCAAAGUCUAUUGGCACAACAAGGAAGAUUCUCAGGAUGGUAAUACAUCAGGUGAUAGUAGUAAAGAAGCAAACAAGUCAUCUGUCAGAGAACGAAUCAUCAUUCCAUCUAAAGAUCAGCUGUCAAUCAACAAGAAGAAACCAGAUAAUACAGAAAAGACAAUUGUCAAAAAAUCAGGCAUAAAUUUAUCAAAGACUCUAUACAAUCCAAAUGCCGUACAAUCCAGUCAGAAUCAGGCUGCACUUAAGUUAGCACAAGCUAAGCAGGAACUUGCAUCAGCAAAAGAAGCUGUUAGGUUAAGGAAACAAAAGGAAGCCAUGGAGAAGAGGAACAGCAUUGCCAGACAAAAGCAACAACUUCUCACAAAACAGAUUCAAGAACAAAAGUUGUUGAUUCAGAAACUGGAAAAGGGGAAAGGUCUAAGUACUGAAGUGAAGUCAAGCAUUUUGGAAUCAAUGAAAGCACUUAAUAAACAAAUCGACAAAACCAAAUCUGAAAUUGUAUCAAAACCAAAGACUGCAUCAUCGACUCAGAAAGAGUUGUUAGACACAGAGCUGGAGCUUUACAACCAACAAGCAGAAGGCGGAGACACAAGUCAACUCAAGAAGAGAGUAGCUCAGUUAAAAUUAGAGGCCCGAUCUUUAGGAUUACUAUCAUCUGGCAGAGGGCGUGGUAGUAUUAUGAAAGGCAGGGGUCGUGGGCGUGGUUCGUACAAAAGAGGUCGCGGCAACCAUCAUAAGACAAAUACUAUACUUGAUAAAAGGCCAAGGGAAUUGAUAGUUAGUGGCUUUCUGGAAUCUGAUAAAGACGAAGUUAUCACCCAUUUUGCUGCUUAUGGAGAACUAGAAAAAAUUGAAUAUAAUAAUGCAAACAACAGUCUUAUCAUAGGAUACCAAACAAGAAUGGAGGCAGAAUUAGCUGCCAGCAAAGGUCAACAGUUCAAAGACACAAUACUGAAGAUGGCAUGGCACAAACCAGCUCCUGAGGUUGUGAUAAUGAAUGAAGACGACAACGACAACAGUCUAGCAAACACCCGUCAACCCGACGAUGAGGAUAAUGAAGUGCUGAAUGAUGACCUGUUGAUAGGAGAUGACGAAGAAGAUGAGGAAGAUGAUGAAGAAAGUCGUGGAUGGAGGAGAUGAAAAAGAAGACGACAAAGAUGAUGAAGAAUGUGGAUGGAGUUAGUGAACAUGAGCAUGUAUGCGACAUGAGCAUGUAUGCUAAAUGCUUUAAAGAAGCAUAGGACAAUAUACAACACAUGUUAAAUGUUUUAAAGAUGCAUUGGAUGAUGUCAUUUAAGCCCUGUCCAGACUAACACAUUUUAAUUUACAAAAACAUGUGACAUGCCUAAAUAUGGUCAUGAUGACAUCACAUCAUGACCAUAUAUAGGCACAUUACGACUAUACAUGGGCAUACAACAGUUUUUUGUCAAAGAAAAUUUGAUAGUGUGGACGAGCUUUAGAAAUGUAAACUUUAAUGAAAUGUGUUAAACCUCUGUCCAGACUAUCAAAUGUUAUGUCACAAGCUUGUGUGUAUUGGCAAGAUGAUGUCAUAUUUCACCCAACUAUGGGUAUGUCGGGGGUGGUGCCAGAAAUUCCCAGGUGAAGGGUCCAGUUCCCGACAAGGGCCACACACAUCCCCCUGGGGAAAUAUUGUUGAUUAUGGUAUGCUUUAUUUAAAAAAGGUAACUUGAUAGAAAACCAUGCAAGUUAAGAUGCUGCCUUUCGAGGGUAAUAACCACAAGUCGGAGGUACCAUCCCCCUGUUGGGGAAGAUCUGGCGCUACCACCGCAACCCAUACGAUCGCGAUAGCGUACAACACCUCGCACAUACUGUAGUACUGCUCGCACUUAACAGUUUUUAAUCCCUAAAAUUUGACAGAUUAGUCAAGCAUACCUAAAUUGUACUUUCGGCGGUCAAGAUUUCAUUUUUCCCUGACGACCUUGCUGGAAAUUCCUCGACAGGGGGUCCAAGCGGGGGUUUAGAGGUCCCCUGUACCCCCGCUAGCACAUGUCAAUGUUAUUUGUGACAUAUUUGGUAGUGUGUGGACAGAGCCUAUUGGUGCUAUACAGCCUGCACUUUUAGUGAAUUAAUUUUCUUUUUAUUUAAUAAAAAUGAACUUUAAAAAUCUAAUGAGGUUGGUUCAGACAUGAUGGAAUAAUUUUUUGAGACCAGGUGCCUUAUUUGACCACUAAAAUCUGCCUAACCGUAAGGGUUAUCCACUUAGAAUGUUUUUAAUUAAAAAGAACAAGAAGGCACUUGAUACUAAAUAUAU